CCUCCUAAUCUAGGCAUGUGCGCUAGCGCUUAUCCCCUUUUUCUCUCUACCCUCCCAAUAUUUGCCGGUUGAUGUGUUAGGUGAAUCACUUCGCUCUCAUUAUCUUCUUCUUCAUUCUCAAAUAUCAUACCACGAAAGAUCCAUGCUCCUUUCUUAAUCCCAAUUCGAUUCACACAAAGAUACUCUCACUCUUUCUCUCUCUCCGUGCUUGCAUCCAUUUAUCGUUCUCAUCAGUGGUUCCAAUCACAGAGAGGGACAUGUGAGUGAGUGAGUGAAAACCCAACCAAGUCAAACAUUAAAAAGGAACAACCUUUGCAGGUUUUUUUUCGAUUUCGGAGAUCAAAGGAAUAGAAAAAGGGUGAACAAAACAUGGUCCGUGCUAUAAAGGCUGCAAUUGGUGAUGGGGUGUUGACUUUCAUGUGGGUGUUCUGUUCCUCCAUGUUGGGGAUAGCUUCAAGCUCCAUAACAAGAUUUCUUGACAUUCGGCACCUCCAUUACAAUGGCUUCCCUUACCCUUCAUUCCUUGUCACAACUUUCCUUGUUUUCGUACUUGUCUUUGUGUUCACCAUCAUUGGCAAUGCCUUGGGUGGUGCCAGCUUCAAUCCCACUGGCACUGCUGCGUUCUAUGCUAUUGGUCUUGGCUCUGACUCACUCUUCUCCAUGGCUCUGCGCUUCCCUGCCCAGGCUCUUGGUGCUGCUGGUGGAGCUUUGGCAAUUAUGGAGAUAAUUCCUUCAAAAUACAAACACAUGAUGGGAGGCCCUUCAUUGAAAGUGGAUCUGCACACCGGUGCUGUUGUUGAGGGAGUGUUGACUUUUGUGAUCACUUUUGCUGUGCUCUACAUAAUCCUCAAGGGCCCUCGUAGUGACUUGCUCAAGACUUGGUUGCUCGCCAUGUCGACUGUCGCACUAGUCAUGGUUGGAUCGGCUUACACCGGUCCAUCCAUGAAUCCUGCCAAUGCGUUUGGUUGGGCAUACCUAAAUAACUGGCACAACACAUGGGAUCAAUUCUAUGUAUACUGGAUCUGGCCCUUCGCCGGAGCAAUAUUUGCCGCAUGGUUUUUCCGCGCCAUCUUCCCCCCACCAGAAGCUACACAGGAGAAGAAACAGAAGAAAGCAUGAAAAUGCUUCUAUAAUUAUAUUUGGUUAUUCAUGCCAAACCUUUAAGAUCAACGCUAGUACAUUAAGGACUACUUUUAUCAUUGUUUUUUUUCUUUUGUAAGGUACAGGUUUGAUUCAUAUUAAAUAAUUUGGUUUA
Molecule: messenger RNA, 1255 nt
Organism: Arachis duranensis
Lineage: Eukaryota; Viridiplantae; Streptophyta; Magnoliopsida; Fabales; Fabaceae
Product: aquaporin SIP1-2
Exons: 3
Coding region: 370-1119 (249 amino acids)
Biological process (GO): transmembrane transport
Cellular component (GO): membrane
Molecular function (GO): water channel activity
Source: RefSeq, a predicted model, not a curated record